Marmota monax (woodchuck) is the source of this 1313-nucleotide messenger RNA. It is a transcript of the gene Tgfb1, whose product is annotated as transforming growth factor beta 1. Gene Ontology annotation, cellular component: extracellular region. Gene Ontology annotation, molecular function: cytokine activity; type III transforming growth factor beta receptor binding; growth factor activity. The record is from RefSeq and is a predicted model, not a curated record. The transcript is spliced from 7 exons. NCBI's taxonomy places the organism in Eukaryota, Metazoa, Chordata, Mammalia, Rodentia, Sciuridae. Gene Ontology annotation, biological process: BMP signaling pathway; SMAD protein signal transduction; regulation of cell population proliferation. The coding region runs from base 1 to 1173 and encodes 390 amino acids.
AUGCCGCCCUCCGGGCUGCGGCUCCUGCCGCUGCUGCUACCGCUGCUAUGGCUACUAGUGCUGACGCCCGGCCGGCCAGUCGCGGGACUAUCCACCUGCAAGACCAUCGAUAUGGAGCUGGUGAAGCGGAAGCGCAUCGAGGCCAUCCGUGGCCAGAUUCUGUCCAAACUACGGCUCGCCAGCCCCCCGAGCCAGGGGGAGGUGCCGCCCGGCCCGCUGCCCGAGGCCGUGCUCGCCUUGUACAACAGCACCCGCGACCGGGUGGCGGGGGAGAGCGCCGAGCCGGAGCCCGAGCCCGAGGCGGACUACUACGCCAAGGAGGUCACCCGCGUGCUAAUGGUGGAAAGCACCAACAAAAUCUAUGAGAAAACCAAGGACAUCUCACACAGCGUGUACAUGUUCUUCAACACAUCAGAGCUCCGGGAAGCGGUGCCGGACCCUCUAUUGCUGUCCCGGGCAGAGCUACGUCUGCAGAGGCUCAAGGUAAAAGCCGAACAGCACGUGGAGCUGUACCAGAAAUACAGCAACAAUUCCUGGCGCUACCUCAGCAACCGGCUGCUGACCCCCAGUAACACGCAGGAGUGGUUGUCCUUUGACGUCACUGGAGUCGUGCGGCAGUGGCUGAGCCAAGGAGAGGAGAUAGAGGGCUUUCGUUUCAGCGCCCACUGCUCCUGUGACAGCAAAGACAACGUGCUCCAAGUGGACAUAAACGGGAUCGGUCCCAGACGCCGGGGUGACCUGGCUGCCAUUCAUGACAUGAACCGGCCCUUCCUGCUCCUCAUGGCCACCCCACUGGAGAGGGCCCAGCACCUGCAUAGCUCCCGGCACCGCCGAGCCCUGGACACCAACUACUGCUUCAGCUCCACAGAGAAGAACUGCUGCGUGCGGCAGCUAUACAUUGACUUCCGCAAGGACCUGGGCUGGAAAUGGAUUCAUGAGCCCAAGGGCUACCAUGCGAACUUCUGCCUGGGACCCUGCCCUUACAUUUGGAGCCUGGACACGCAGUACAGCAAGGUCCUGGCUCUGUACAACCAGCACAACCCAGGCGCAUCGGCGUCGCCGUGCUGCGUGCCGCAGGCUCUGGAGCCUCUGCCCAUCGUGUACUACGUGGGCCGCAAGCCCAAGGUGGAGCAGCUCUCCAACAUGAUCGUGCGCUCCUGCAAGUGCAGCUGAGGCCGGGCCCGGCCCCGCCCCGCCCCACCCCGCCCCGGCAGGCCCGGUCCCGCCCCCGCCCCGCCCGCCGCUCCCGGGCUGUAUUUAAGGAUUUCUGCGCCCCAAGCCCACCUGGGGGGCUCAUUAAAGGUGAGAGUGGA